UCACAAGAGUCCAAAGUCACCUCUCGCGAGAUGUGGAGGUCUCGUAAGAGUCGGAGCCGGAGCAAGGAGGAGGAGAUAGAGGUAGCAGCCCGGCCGGUAGGAGGAUGGAGGCAGCGUGUGCGCGCGCUGCCCAGCUUGCCGAGGGCAGCACAACCAGGAGCUUCAUCUUCUCCGUGCAUUGCCAAUAUGUCUGAUGGACAGAACCCAUCAGGGUCUGGUAUCAUAGACCAGUCCCAAGCAGAAGCAACCCAUUCUUCUUCUGAAUCGGAGGAUCCUGAACUUUCCAAAUUGCUUCUCACUGUAGAAAAUGUUAAAAAGCUACAAGAGGAGUAUCCUGCUGUUAAACCUGUGCAUGCUAGACAGUCAAUAGAAGCAUAUAUUAAGCAGAGCAAUUGCUUCUUGAAUGAGACUGAAAAUGGUGCAGAUGGAAGCAAGGAGCAGGAUCUCUCAGCUGAAGAAGAAUUUGAAGCAACUUUAGUCAUUCCUUACAGAGAAGAUACCAGGGAUGAUAAUGUGGAAAAUUUUGAAGAAAUUUCAAGCAAAGGUAGAAGAAAUUCUGCUACCUGCUACUGUCCUUCAGGAAAAAAGGAAGCCCAUUCAGCCAGCUCCCUGCCUCUCUGCCUCUGGAGCUUAAUGUCUAGAGAGCGGGAUUUGCAGACAAGAUCUUUUCCAUCUUCAAUUCCUGAGGUUCAGACAUCAACGAAACAUGAUGUUGCAGAUUUGGAGACUCAGACAGAAUGGAGUUAUUCAGAUACAUCUGUGGAUUUAAGUGAAAAGGCAAGGAAGAAGCUGGGCCACAGCAUCUUAGAUGGAAAGGAGACCUUUGAGGAAGAAAGUAAAAAAAUGACAGCUGAUAAAAUGAGAGAAGAUAGAAGACGUGGACUUGAGCCAGAGGAGGGCGUUUCUCCUGCUGAAUGGGAGGCGAACCAAUGGAGUCCAACAGAGGUUCAUUCCUUCACCGAUCUUUGCCUCCACGGUUGCUGUGAGUUUUGUACCAGCAUCCUGAAGGCCCUUCCAACAGCAGAGGAACUGGAUGACAAGCCAGAUAGAGUGGAAAAUUUUAUCUGUUGCAGGACAUAUAAGGAGAUUUUCCAACAUGUAAUAGAAGACCUCUUAGAAAGCAGCUCCCCAGAAAGUGAGAUUGACAUCAAUCCUCAUCCACGCCUUUCAUAUUUAAUGAUUCAGAACCAGACUAAAAGGAUGCUGAUGGAGGAAUAUAUUACUUCUAGGAUAGAAGAGCGAGGUUUUGAGAACUACAGGGAGGUACUGGAGCAAUAUAUGAGGUUUGGCACAUGUACCAAAGUUAAAUUCAAAUUAUCAGACCAUCCACCAAAACCCAAAAAAAUUGUCCCUAAGAAACAACGUCCACGUCCUGAAGAUGUAUUGAAGAUAGAUUUGGAGUUCAAAGCGGAGCAAUUAAAGAUUUGCCAUCCUACCAAGGCUGUGAAAAGAUACUAUGCUGAUGGGAAGAUAUUCUCUCUUCUUUUUCCAGAUGGAACAGGCCAAGUUUAUUACCCAUCAGGUAAUCUUGCUAUUCUCAUAACCUAUGUCAAAGAUGUUCAGUUCACAUAUAUCAUUCUAAAUGACAGCACUCACCAUGAGGUCCAGGCAUUCUUUACAAAUCAGGGAUAUGCAGCAUGUUACCAUCGAAAUGGGCGUCUCAGGCUGAAUCUGGACCUUUCCUCUGGCUCCUACUUUAAUCAGAAGGGAAUUGGACAGAAACUCUGGAACUGGUGGGACACCAGUAGCCAUGUCCAUGCACCACCUUUCCAGCCCAUCUACUUUCAGUUAAACACUUACAUCCAGGUUAAAAUUGAAGCUCAGGAUCAGAUUUUUCUGACAUUUACCAAGCUUCAUGACUGCCUCCAAUUGAACGUGGGGGCAAGGCUAAAACUGCAAGAUGAAAACUUGCUUCAGUUUCUUAAGCCACUCAAAAAAUGGGGACAACAAGUAAGUUACUCUAAGAUUCUGCAAAUUAGAAGGCUCUUAGCCAGCUUGCACAAACUACUGAAAAUACUAUGCAGUACUUCAUUUGAACAAACUCCAGACCUGAGUCGCAUCAUAUCAGACAUGUAUGAUUUCAUGCAGUGGAAAAUGACAGCUCAUUCCACGCUGAGACAACAAUGAGCACAUGGAAAGCUAUUGCAUCAGUGCCCUGUGGAAUUAAACUUCUCUCCAGUC
This is a messenger RNA of Hemicordylus capensis (graceful crag lizard), 2181 nucleotides long. It is a transcript of the gene ERICH6B, whose product is annotated as glutamate rich 6B. NCBI's taxonomy places the organism in Eukaryota, Metazoa, Chordata, Lepidosauria, Squamata, Cordylidae. The transcript is spliced from 16 exons. The record is from RefSeq and is a predicted model, not a curated record. Bases 31 to 2127 code for a protein of 698 amino acids.